Cynoglossus semilaevis (tongue sole) is the source of this 2619-nucleotide messenger RNA. RefSeq names its product calreticulin (gene calr). Gene Ontology annotation, biological process: ERAD pathway; protein folding. Gene Ontology annotation, cellular component: endoplasmic reticulum; endoplasmic reticulum membrane. NCBI's taxonomy places the organism in Eukaryota, Metazoa, Chordata, Actinopteri, Pleuronectiformes, Cynoglossidae. The record is from RefSeq and is a predicted model, not a curated record. The transcript is spliced from 9 exons. Gene Ontology annotation, molecular function: calcium ion binding. The coding region runs from base 381 to 1682 and encodes 433 amino acids.
UAAUGCAAAUCGGGCAGGUGCUGUAGAUCGGGCAGUGGCACUCAUCAUCAUCAUUAUCCUCGCCUGGGUUUGUUUCGGCCAAACGCGUGGUCUCUCCUUAUUGGCUCUAUGGAAUUUCCACAGCGUCUUCCAUCGGAUUGGCCGAGAACUGUCACACUUCCGUGUUGAUGCUUUGAGGCGACGUCCAAUCGAAUGCAGACAUUUGUUCUGUGUGGAGAGGCGACCAGCCGCAGCGACUGUCUUGAGUACCGUGAUUGCUUUACACACAGCACUGAAACCCGGCUGUUCCGAAGAGUAUUUGUGUUAUUUCGGACGUCCUCAAUUAGUGGUUCGUGUUUUUGUUGUUUUACCUCAUAACCUUUAGCUUUUAGCUCGCUUCAAUGAGCCUCCUGCCGCUGCUGGUGCUGGCCGUGUCGGCCGCGUCUGCCCUGGCCGAAUCUACUGUGCAUUUUCGAGAGCAGUUUGAGGAUGGAGAUGCCUGGACGAGUCGUUGGUUUGAAUCCAAGCACAAGUCAGACUACGGCAGGUUUGUCCUGUCAGCAGGGAACUUCUAUGGAGAUGCAGACAAAGACAAAGGCCUGCAGACGAGUCAGGACGCACGCUUCUACGCACUGUCUGCCCGCUUUGAUGACGUCAGCAACCAGGGCCAGCCGUUAGUCAUCCAGUUCACCGUCAAACACGAGCAGAGCAUCGACUGUGGCGGAGGAUACAUCAAACUGUUCCCCUCUGAACUCAACCAGGAGGACAUGCACGGAGACUCCACCUACAACAUCAUGUUUGGUCCUGAUAUCUGCGGCCCCGGCACAAAGAAGGUUCAUGUCAUCUUCAAUUAUAAAGGCAAAAACCAUCUGAUCAACAAGGACGUGAGAUGCAAGGACGACGAGUACACCCACUUGUACACACUGAUCGUCAACCCUGACAACACCUACGAGGUCAAGAUCGAUAACGUGAAGGUUGAGUCUGGAAACCUGGAGGACGACUGGGACUUCCUGCCUCCCAAAAAAAUUAAGGAUCCAGAGGCCAAAAAACCAGAGGACUGGGUUGACCAGGAGAAGAUUCCAGAUCCUGAAGAUAAGAAACCAGAGGACUGGGACAAACCUGAGAACAUCCCAGAUCCUGACGCUAAGAAGCCUGAUGACUGGGAUGAUGAGAUGGACGGAGAGUGGGAACCACCGAUGGUCUCCAACCCUGACUACAAGGGUGAAUGGAAGCCCAGAGAAAUUGACAAUCCUGCCUACAAAGGCAAGUGGAUCCACCCUGAGAUUGAUAAUCCAGAAUACACAGCUGACCCCGAGAUCUACAAAUACGACAGCAUCGGCGUGAUUGGUCUGGACCUGUGGCAGGUCAAGUCAGGCACCAUUUUUGACAACUUCCUCAUCACCAAUGACCCCGAGAUGGCAGAAGAAAUUGGUAACGACACCUGGGGCAAAACUAAGGAUGCAGAGAGGACGAUGAAGGAGAGCCAAGAGGAGGAGGAGCGAAAGAGACGAGAAGAAGAAAACCAGAAAAGGAGAGAAGAGGUGAAGGAUGAAGAAGAGGAGGAGGAAGAAGACGAGAAGAAAACGGAGGAGGAGGAAGAAGAGGAAGAAGAAGAAGAAGAAGAAGAGGUAGAUGAGCAGGAGGAGGAGGAGGAGGAGGAGGACAACGGAGGCAUAGACUCUAAACACAAAGAUGAGUUGUAAAAUUAAGCUGCAGGGACUGUUUUAAAAGAAAUCUGACUGUAUGAGUCAGUGGACCACUAGAGGGCAGCAGGUGGCUGGGUUGUAGAUCUUCCAUGACUAACAUUCUGGGGUGGGUUUGGGUGGGAUGGGACUUUUUUCAUUUAUGUUUACAAUAUGAAGGAGCAGGUGAAAAUGUUCCAUAUCCUGUUUCCCUGUGCUACUGCACUAGUUAUUAUUAUUAUUAUUUCUACAAAGUGAAUAAGAGUAAAAGAGAGGAAUGAAAAUGUCUGUCAGAGUUGGAAAAUGAUUAUUUAAAUCUAACAAACGUCACCUCUGUUUCUCCAUCAUGUGAGUUUUAAUGAAGUCAAAUGUUGUGGUGACAUUGUCAGCCGUGUUUUUUAUGUUGUUUUUUACCUCAUGUUUGUUUUGUCAUGUUGGUUUGUGUCACAUGUUUCUGGUUUGUGAUUAAUAUCUUUUUUUCUUUUGUUGAAAUCUCGUCUAAAGUCUUUGGUGCAAAAACAGUUGGUGAGUACGAACACCUGAUGUUUGAUGGGUUUGUCUGAAAGACACUGCUGCACAUGGGAGGUGUUGUGGGGUUUAAGGAAAAAAAAAAAAAAGAUCACCUCACUUUGUACUGUAAAGUUCACACACGCCACCUCAGUUCAAACCCUGCUGUGUCUAACUCUGAACUGUUCACGCUCUGAUGUACUUUAGAACGUAGGAAGUUUACAUCCAUGUUCUGUUCUCUCUACGUUUGUCUAUCGAUGCUGUACAAUUACCAUUCUCUGAUGCCACUAACUCUGCACUGUCUCAUAUUGGAAGAUGAUGCUUUUCUAAAAGAUGCAUUUUGUACUAAUAGCAGGAAUCGCAGUAGGAGAGAUUUCACGACGCACUGUACAAACAUGAACAAACAAAAAAACCCAGUUGGUUCUGUUCAAUAAAAACUGGAUAAAAUAGA